CUCUCCAGCGUCCGCCUUCCCUUUUUGAAUACUUCUAUUUGUUCUUCUACUAUCUAUCGGAUUACUUAAUUAAUUAGUUAACUAAUAGUUUGUGAAGCUUCUCUGCGUUUCUCUCUCUUCCCUUCCUUCUUCCCCACUCUUCUCUUUUCGUUAUAUUUCUUCUCCUCGCUCUCUUUCUCUUUCUCGUUAUAUGGUGGUUUUCCGACGGAGAUGGCAUCGUCGUCGUGGCAGUUGGAUUCGCUGAUACGCUGGGUGACGACGAACUACGCGGAGCCGUUGGAUGCGGUGCAGAGAACGGUGAGGAUCGCCUACGUCGUCUUCGCCUUUUGCGCCGCCCUCUUCCUCGGUGCUCUCAAAGCUCUGGUGGUGGGACCCAUCGCGGCGCUGCUGCUGAUACUCGGGAACGUCGGGGUGAUUCUCGGCCUCUUCCCGGCUCACGUCGCCUGGACUGUCUACUCUCUACUCAAGACUAAUUGUAUGAAUGCAGCUCUUAAAUUUGCAUUUCUUUUUGCUCUGCCUGUAUUGUUUGGCCUCUGGUUGGCCUUAAGCAUCUUUGGGAGUGGCCUGGUCGGAGUUGGUUAUGGGUUCUUCACACCAUGGGUGUCAACUUUUGAAGCCUUCCGACAGAACAGUGAAACAAAGAAGUUCCUUCACUGCAUUGUGGAUGGAACAUGGGGAACCAUUAAAGGGAGUUGCACGGUGGUCAGAGACUUUGCAGAUUUUUGCUACCACUCAUACCCGCUCUACUUAAAAGAGUUACGGGAAAGCACCCAUGAUCAUCAACCACAUUCAAUCAGGCUGAUGGAGGUGCCUUCAUGUAUCGUUGUGGGCUUGAUGGGCUUAAUUGUGGAUAUACCACUUUACACUGUUAUUGCAGUAAUAAAGAGUCCAUAUAUGCUUUUCAAGGGCUGGCAGAGGUUGCUGCAAGACCUGAUUAGUCGAGAAGGCCCAUUUCUUGAAACAGCUUGUGUGCCAAUUGCUGGUCUGGCCAUCCUUCUCUGGCCACUUGUCGUUGUAGGGAGUAUCCUAUUGGCUAUCAUCUCCGGCAUCUUCAUUGGGCUCUAUGGAUCAGUUAUUGUGUACCAGGAGAGAUCUUUCCGAAGGGGAGUUGCUUUUGUGAUUGCAAUGGUUGCAGAGUUUGAUGAGUACACUAAUGAUUGGCUCUAUCUGAGAGAAGGGUCUAUCCUCCCAAGGCCUCGGUACCGAAAGAGGAAAGUCUCACACUCAACAGAGUUUUCUGUUGGAUCCAGCACUGCUAGAGGAGUUAAGAUUGGUUCUGGUUCUUCAAAUGCACCUGCAAUGUUGGUUCCAAACCUGGCUCCUUCAAGAUCUGUGAGAGAGGCGAUACAGGAAGUGAAAAUGGUUCAGAUAUGGGAGGAUUUAAUGAAGUGCUGUGAGAUGAGGGGCAAGGAACUUGUAGAUGCAAAUAUUAUAACAUCAGUUGAUCUAAAUGAGUGGUUAAGAACAAAGGGAAGCAACCAAGAAACCAUUGGCCUUGGCCUGCCUUCUUAUGCUUUCCUACACAGUCUUCUUUAUUCUAUAAAGGCUGGAUCAGGUGGAUUCUUGCUAAGUUGUGGGAUUGAAGUUACCCAACUAAACCGUCCACAAGAUCGGCUAUUAGACUGGUUCUUCCAUCCUGUGAUGGUUUUGAAAGAGCACAUUAGGGUCAUAAAAAUGGGAGAAGAUGAGGUGAGGUUCUUGGAGAAAUUAGUUCUCUUCAUUGGUAACAUUCCAAGCAUUGACACUUGGGACAAUGGUUCUGUGGCUCCUCAAGAUGCUCUCAGGGCUGCUCAAAUUCAAGCCAUUAGCAGAAGGUUAGUAGGCAUGACGAGGGGCAUAUCAAAGUUUCCAACCUACAGAAGGAGAUAUAGGCAGGUUGUGAAGCAGCUGAUCACUUACUCUCUCGACCAGCAAGGAUCCUGCAGAUCACGUUCAACCAUAUCAGUUUCUUCAGUUGAAAUUAUGCCUGCUGAAGUAUAGCAAAUUUUUCUUUGCUUAUGCACACCAAUACUCAUAGUUCUCGGAGUGCUUGUAUAGGUGAUUUAAGCAAGUUUUGUACCCUUAACAAAUUUAGUUUGUAGAGCUUGAAUGUAGAGGUGGUAGCACUUGGCAACCGAAGUAGUUGCAUGGCAGUUUUUCAUCUGUGACAUGGAAGAAUUCUUGAGCUCAAAAUCAUUUUAGCUAUUGUGCGAAGACAAGUCGUGUGCAUAUAUAGCAGUUCCCACUCAGCAUUAAGAGAUGCAUACGGAGGCAGCUUGCAUAAUGUUACCAGUUGUUUGGAAUUAUCUUGGCUUGGGUUUUAAUUCCUCCUUGAUAAAGGAUAUAGGGUUAGACUGAUGGUCCUUGGUCCUUGCUGAUAUUUCCUUUCACAUGCCUGGUUUGCACUGAGAAGGUAAUUGCUUAUCUCAGUAUUAGAAGCAAGAUUGGACUGCAACCCCUUCCUAAAAGAGGAAAAAAGGGGGGAAAAAGAGAGGAAAUAACUGUCGAGGAAUGGAGGAAGAUUGCAGGUGGGCAUUUCAGCCAUUUAUAUUAACUUGAUGUACAUGCAUCCUUUCUUUUUUUUUGUUUUGGUUUUUGGUGGUGGAUACGAUGUGGAAGCACACCGAGUAAUCCACUUCCAUUCAUCCAAACAUUCACAAGCUAACUCAAAUAUUUGCAUCCUUUUACUAGCAUUAAUGGAAAAAAUUUCAUCUGGAUGAAUUGUAAA
This is a messenger RNA of Phoenix dactylifera (date palm), 2707 nucleotides long. RefSeq names its product putative membrane protein At3g27390. NCBI's taxonomy places the organism in Eukaryota, Viridiplantae, Streptophyta, Magnoliopsida, Arecales, Arecaceae. The record is from RefSeq and is a predicted model, not a curated record.